AUGGCGUUGGCGCUGGCCGAGGCGGGAGCCGAUAUCAUCCUGGUGCAGCGAGAUGGGAGCGACACGGCGACGCGCGACGAGAUCCGGCGCACAACCAGCAGCAGCGCCUCGAUCCACGUUGCAGAUUUGGGUGACCGCGAGGCCGUGAAGCAGAUUGUGCCGGCGCUGGCCUGGGGGCGGCAGCUGGACAUUCUGGUCAACUGCGCGGGCAUCCAGCGGCGGCACGCGGCCGAGGCGUUUCCAGACGAAGACUGGGAUGAGUUCUGCCAGCCAACCUGGACGCCGGUUUUCACGUUCAGCCGCGAGUUUGGCGCGCACCUGCUGGGCCGCGCUGCCAAUGCCUCUGGACGGCGCGGCGCCAUUAUCAACGUCGCGUCGCUGCUGUCGUUCCAGGGCGGCAUCACGGUGGCAGCGUAUGCGGCGGCCAAGGGCGGCGUGGCGCAACUGACCAAGGCGCUGUCGAACGAGUGGGCAUCGCGCGGCAUCGCGGUCAACGCCAUUGCGCCGGGCUACGUCGAGACGGCGAUGAACGAAGCGCUGCUGCAGGAUCCGGAGCGGGCGGCGGGCAUAUUGACGCGCAUCCCGGCGGGCAGAUGGGGGCGGGCGGAUGAUUUCAAGGGCGCCGUGGUGUUUUUGGCCAGCGACGCCAGCGCGUAUGUGUCGGGCGAGGUGCUGUGUGUGGACGGGGGAUGGAUGGGGAGAUGA
Messenger RNA from Uncinocarpus reesii 1704, 705 nucleotides. RefSeq lists its product as uncharacterized. The record is from RefSeq and is a predicted model, not a curated record. Bases 1 to 705 code for a protein of 234 amino acids. The transcript has 3 exons. Gene Ontology annotation, molecular function: oxidoreductase activity, acting on the CH-OH group of donors, NAD or NADP as acceptor. Lineage: Eukaryota; Fungi; Ascomycota; Eurotiomycetes; Onygenales; Onygenaceae.